Penicillium arizonense is the source of this 1137-nucleotide messenger RNA. Its product is annotated as complex I 24 kDa subunit family protein. Lineage: Eukaryota; Fungi; Ascomycota; Eurotiomycetes; Eurotiales; Aspergillaceae. Gene Ontology annotation, molecular function: NADH dehydrogenase activity. The transcript has 4 exons. Bases 1 to 1137 code for a protein of 378 amino acids. The record is from RefSeq and is a predicted model, not a curated record.
AUGUCCACCUCCACCCUCCUGGACCGCUACAAACUCGUCUUCUUUGUCCCGCCCUCCGACCUGGAGCCCUGCAAGGAUGCCAUCUUCGCAACAGGCGGAGGGUCAUUUCCCGGAGGGAAAUAUACCAAAUGUUGUUUCCAAACUACUGGCAUGGGCCAGUUCCUACCUAAUGAAGGUGCAGACCCGGCCAUCGGGGCGGUUGGUGUUGUGGAACACUGUGAGGAGGUCAAGGUUGAGAUUAUGUGUCUGGGUCGGGAUGUUAUGCUGAAGGCAGUUGAUGCUUUAGUUUCGGCUCAUCCGUAUGAAGAGGUUGCUUAUGAGGUUUAUCCGAUGGCCUCCAAACUAUUCUCAGUCCCGCGGGUCGGCCGUCAGCUGAUUCACCAGCUCCCCAAGCCCCAAUACAGAGCCUUCUCCGCCGGCUCGCAACGGUUCAGCGAUACACUUUCGGUGCACCGCAACAAGCCUCACAACAACCCGACCAUCCCGUUCAAGUUUUCCGACCAGAACCUCCAACUCGCCGAUGAGAUCCUCAAGCGCUACCCUCCCCAGUACAAGAAGGCCGCCGUCAUGCCCCUGCUCGACCUUGGCCAGCGCCAGCACGGUUUCACCAGCAUCAGCGUCAUGAACGAGGUCGCUCGCAUGCUCGAGAUGCCCCCAAUGCGCGUUUACGAGGUUGCGACCUUCUACACCAUGUAUAACCGCGAGCCCGUUGGCAAGUACUUCUUGCAGAUCUGCACGACGACCCCAUGCCAGCUUGGUGGCUGUGGUAGCGACUCCAUCGUCAAGGCCAUCAACGAGCACCUCGGAAUCACGCCUGGCCACACCACCGAGGACGGCCUCUUCACAUACAUUGAGGUCGAGUGCCUCGGCGCCUGCGUCAACGCCCCUAUGGUCCAGAUCAACGACGACUACUACGAGGACCUGACCCCCGAGUCAAUCAAGACCCUCCUGACCGCACUUAAGGACUCCGCCUCCGCCACCGGCACCGGCACCAAGGUCCCCGCCCCGGGCCCGCUGAGCGGGCGCGAUACCUGCGAGAACAGCGCCGGCCUGACCAACCUGACCGACGUGCCUGUGUGGAACCCGGAGACGAUGAUGCGCAAGGACAAUGCAUUGGACGCGCAGCCCCAGCAAUAA